Molecule: messenger RNA, 1602 nt
Organism: Prunus armeniaca (apricot)
Lineage: Eukaryota; Viridiplantae; Streptophyta; Magnoliopsida; Rosales; Rosaceae
Source: the annotation of a GenBank genome assembly
AUGAACAAAUUCCCAUUUCGUCAGUUUUCUAGUUUGCCCAAUUCAAUUGCAAAAGAACCCACCUUUACAAACCCCACAACUUGUGGGAAAUUUGGAAAAAGGAAUUGGAAUCCACUUCCUAUUCCCCACAGAACAAUUCCUGAACCCAAAGGGCAGGACCUUGAUUUUGUGAAUGUUGCAAACAGCCAUCUAAUUCACUCUGACUGGGCUAAGCUCAAUUCCUUGUCCAAUGGUCUAACUGGUUUCAGAGUGAAACAUAUACUGCUAAAGAUUAAGCAGGACUAUGUUCUUUCCCUUGAGUUUUUCAAUUGGGUUGCAGCUCAAAACCCCACUUCACUUACCCUUGAAACACACUCCAUGAUUCUCCACAUUCUCACCAAAUACAGGAAGUUCAAGUCUGCAGAGUCUAUUUUGAGAAAGGUUCUUGUCUCGGGUUCGAUAGAUUUGCCUUCCAAGUUGUUUGAAGCAAUAUUGUAUUCGUACCGCUUGUGUGAUUCUUCUCCUCGUGUUUUCGAUUCUCUUUUCAAGACUUUUGCGCAUAUGAAGAAAUUUAGGAAUGCCACAAAUACAUUUUGUCAGAUGAAGGAUUAUGGAUUCUUCCCAACACUUGAGUCUUGCAAUGCAUAUCUUAGCUCAUUGCUUGAUUUACAUAGAGCUGAUAUUGCUUUGGUAUUCUAUAGAGAAAUGCAGCGUUGUAGGAUUUCACCGAAUGUUUAUACUCUUAAUAUGGUUAUAUCUGCUUAUUGUAAAUUGGGAAAAUUAGAGAACGCUGUUGAGGUCCUUGAGAAGAUGGACAGCAUGGGUUUUAGUCCUACAGUUGUAUCAUAUAACACGCUGAUUGCAGGACACUGUGAUAAGGGUCUUCUGAGUUCGGCUUUGAAGUUCAAAAACUUGAUGGCGAAGAAUGGAUUGCACCCGAGUGUGGUUACUUUUAACUCACUUAUUGAUGGGUUUUGCAAAGAAGGAAAACUAAAGGAAGCAAACAGAAUUUUUAGUGAGAUGAAAGCCGUGAAUGUUGCUCCUGAUACUGUAACUUACAAUACUUUGAUAAAAGGGUACAGCCAAGAAGGUAAUAGCGAGAUGGGCAAUAGGUUUUUUGAGGAGAUGUCAAGGAAUCAAGUAAAUGCUACUAUCGUGACUUAUAAUGCAUUGAUAUUGGGACUCUGCAGGGAGGGUAAAACAAAGAAAGCUGCACAUCUGGUUAAAGAACUUGAUAGAAAGCGCUUUGUCCCAAAUGCCUCAACCUUUUCUGCCCUUAUUGAGGGGCAGUGUGUGAGAAAGAACUCGGACCAUGCCUUCAAGUUAUGUAAAAGCAUGAUAAGGAGUGGUUAUCAUCCCGAUAAGCAUACUUUUAACAUGCUGAUAUCUAGCUUCUGCAAUAACAGGGAUUUUGAUGGAGCAGUUGAAGUCUUGAAAGAAAUGUUUGAGAGAUCUUUUGCUCUUGAUUCAAGCAUCUUAUCUGAUUUAUGUCUAGAACUAUGCAGAUGCAGGAACGAGAAAAUGGUAAAAUGGUUAUGCAGUGAGAUGGAAGUUAGACGCCUCAUCCCUCAAGGUUUUGACAUGGCAAAAAUUCUCUCCCCUGUAGUAGUGGAAGAAAACUGA